AUGUUUUUUCAACACAAUUUUAAAUUUAAUGAUAACUUAAUUGAAAAAAAACACUUAAUAUCAUUUUUUGAACAAGACAGUAAAUGUAAUUUAAGAACAGCCCCAAAAUUAACACAUUCUCAUAUUUUUCCUGGACCAUUUGAGAAAAUGAAAGUUUUUUUGGCUGCGCAAGUGUUUAGUCAAAGUGUAGCAGCCGGCAUGGAGACUUACCUUGUUAGUAAUAAAUUGGAGUCUUCUUCAAAGGCAACAAUAGAUUUUAUUGAAAAUAUGGACAAACUUUUUGAUAUCUUCAAUUCUUCAAGAAGGCCAACUUCAAAAAAUUUCAAUAGACCCUUUAAACAAACAAAAGAACAAGAAGACCAUUUAAAAUAUGUGCAUAAUUUUUUUACAAAUUUAAUUAUUAUCAGCAAAAAAGAACAAACUGAUGUUAUUAACCGGAUGAAAUUUAUUAAUGAAAAAGCAAAUUGCAUAAAUGAUUUGGAUGCAAUUUUAACUCAAAUACCCACUGAUUCAGACUUAGACAUUAGCACCCUAUUUGCUGAUAAAACACCCUUUCAAUUUAAAAAAACGUGUCCACUUUCUAUAGGACAUGUUGAUUAUAGAAAUUUAGAAAUUCCCGAACAAAAUGCAUUCAUUUAUGUUUGUGGAUAUAUUAUGAGUAAAUUUCUAACCAGACACUCAUGUGAAAUAUGUUUAGAGUAUGCAAAAACCCAAAAAAAUUUAGAUCCUUCAUUUUUAUUAUGCUUUUUUAAAGCGUAUGAAAAUGCUGAAAAAUCAACGUUUGGAAAUUUAAAUAUGCCCCAUGAAAAUUUUUACAAUUAUGUUUAUAGCUUGGAAUCUGAAUUUAUAAAUAGUUUUCCUAUUUUGUCUGUUGAAAAAGGAAUAGGCGAUAAACUUAAAAUGAGAAUGCUUAAUAUUGAUUAUGAACAUCCAUGUCCCAACUUUGAUAAAGAUUACUUACUGAAUUUUUUUUUGCGUUUUAGAAUUUAUGCUUCAAUUAAAUUUUUAAAUAGACAUUUGGUAUCUGAAAAAAAAAUCAAAAACAGAAAGUUAGCAAUUUUGCAGCAUUUGUAA
This is a messenger RNA of Macrosiphum euphorbiae (potato aphid), 1074 nucleotides long. The record is from the annotation of a GenBank genome assembly. NCBI's taxonomy places the organism in Eukaryota, Metazoa, Arthropoda, Insecta, Hemiptera, Aphididae.